AUGUUUAGCAUUCAAAUUUUGUUCUCUUUAAACACUGAAGGAAGAGAUGCAGAAGAUGUAUGGAGAGAUUACAAAACAUUGAUCAAUACUAACAACUUAGAUAUAUUGGAUGUAACAGAGUUCAACAGGAUACUUGGUGUAUUUGUAAGAAAUUUAUCAAUUCCUGGGGUUUAUGGGAAAAUGUUGACAAUAUUCCAGGAUAUGCGAGACUUGGCCAAAGUGAAGCCAGAUGAAUCUACAUAUAAUAUUAUGAUGUCGAUGUAUCUGAAGAGGAAAGAUCUCAAAGGGAUAAAUAUUUGUUUCGGUGACAUGCAAAAACAAAAAAUUAUUCCAAACACCAUAACUUACAAUAUAAUGAUAAAAGCUAUUAGCAAAUUUAGCAAACCUGAUACUGCAAUGACUCUUUAUCGUGAGAUGAUUGAGAGAAAAAUAAAGAGGAAUGAAAAAACUUUCACCAUGUUGUUUUGUGCAUGUUCCAUUAAGCGUGACGUACCUCUAGCUCAUCAAUUUUAUAACUUUAUGCUUAAUGAAGGAUUGCAACCAGAUAUUUAUACUUAUAAUGCUUAUAUUAAUGUAAUUGCAAGGAAUGCAAAAGAUCUAACGGAUUUACAGAAAGCGAUUGAUGUUAUUAAACAAAUGAAAGAAAAAGGUAUAAAGCCGACACUAGUAACAUAUAAUAUUCUAAUAAAGGGUUUACAAACAAUGGGAAAACGUACUGAAGCAUUACACCUUUUCGAUCAAAUGGAGAUCGAAGGUGUAAAACCAAAUUCUUCUACUUUAGAAGGGAUUGGCAUAACUGGAUUACAAGCUUUGUUAAAACUGAGAAAUACUUAUAAAGUAACGCCAAGCCAUAAAGACUUCAACACUUGUAUGGAUCAAGCUCUCAAAGAAUCAAAAUACAACGACGCUAUGGAAAUUCUUUCACAUAUGCAAAAAUCUGGGUUUAAACCGAAUGUUUCAACAUAUUCCAUAUUGAUGAAUGCCCAUAUCAGGCAGAAUGAUAUGUUUAGAGCCAUGGAAUUAUUUACUGCAAUGAAGAAUGACAAUGUUGAACCUGAUGAUUAUAUUUACGCUUCCCUUAUUGAUGGUUUCUUGGCACAUAAUAAUGUUGAACAGGCUUUCAAAUUAGUGGAUCAUAUGUUAGAAUCCAAGGUUGAGUUAAAUAAAAUGACCGUAAAUAGAUUAAUAGAUACUGCUUCAAAGUCUAAGGAUCCUAGAUUAGUUCAAAGGGUAUUUGAACGAAUAGAAAGGUUAACAGUACCAAAUAAAGAUGCUUGUGAAAGAGUUCUCUGGCGAAUAGCUCAAUCAUAUGAUGUAUAUGCAGUGGAAAAAUAUUUAAAGAUAAUGGAUAAGCACAAUCAUAUGAUUAAUAGAGAAACAUUUACUGCAAUAAUCACUGGUGCAAGUAAAGGUGGCAACUUACCUCAGGCCAGAUAUUGGUAUAAUCUAAUGAUUAAACGAGGAAUUGCGCCAGAUCAUAUGUUACUUUCAAUGAUUAUAAGAGCCCACGCUGAUGCAAAAGAAAUAGAUAAAACUUUAUCAUUUUGGAAUGAUUUUCAUUACUUUAGUAUUGCGCCUGAUGAUGAUGAUAUCAUGUAUGUACUAAAAUUAUGUGCGGAAACAAAUCAUUGGAAGGAUGAAAUCAGAAUUCUUGGACAAUUAAAGGAGUUAGGUUAUGAUGCUGAUUCAUACAAAGAAAAAAUAUCAGAAAAAAAGCAACAAUCUAAUGACGGAAUUGAACCAAAGACGGACCCGGAUGAAGAGUAUUAUGAAGAGUACGGGGAGUACCUUAAAGCAAGAUUGGCUAACAAGUCGGUUAUAAAGGCAAAGGAAAGAAUGCAGAAAUGGGUUUGGAAUGUAGCGAAAAUAAGUUCUCAGAGAAUGGAUGAUAACGCUAAAAUUAGAGUUGAACAAUGGACUCCUUACAGGAAACAUGACUGA
Messenger RNA from Cetraspora pellucida, 1941 nucleotides. Lineage: Eukaryota; Fungi; Glomeromycota; Glomeromycetes; Diversisporales; Gigasporaceae. The record is from the annotation of a GenBank genome assembly.